CAACAUGUGUGCAUCUUCGAGGACAUCUCACUGUACAGAUAGCAUGGCAAUUUCUUUCCGUUGAGAAUUCGAUCAUGGACCUCGACAGGCUCAACCCGCGCCUCGCAGGGACGAGGCAUCGGCAGGCUCAGGAUGCUCGGAAGAUGCAGACGAUCGUCGAGGAGCGGCUCAACAAGAAGGGGCUGAGCGUGCCGCCGUAUGAAUUCCUCGAAUUGAUCGGGAAAGGCGCCUAUGGACGCGUUUACAAAAGCAAAAACCGCGAGACGCAGCAGGAAUGCGCGGUUAAGAUUAUCGAGGUGGAUCAGCAGGAUUAUCGCGCAGGUCUAGAGGGCAAAGAUGAGACUAUCAAGGACUUCAUACGCGAAACUAGUAUUCUAAAGACCCUGAAAGACAACAAAGCUCGAAAUGUCAACCAGAUUUUCGAUGCUUUUAGCGUUGAUACGCAACUAUGGAUCGUCAGUGAGUACUGCCCCGGUGGUAGUCUCACGACCCUGAUGAAAGCGUGCAAUCCACCUGGGUUAGCCGAAAAUUUUGUCAUCCCCAUUGCCAGGGAAGUCGCUAUUGCCUUGAAGUACGUUCACGAUGCUGGCAUCGUACAUCGCGACAUCAAGUGCGCCAACAUUCUUGUGACGGAAGAUGGCCGGAUCCAACUCUGCGACUUUGGCAUUUCAGGUGUGCUCGAAAAUCAGGUCUCGAAACGUACAACCAUCAUAGGCACCCCCCACUGGAUGGCACCAGAGAUUGUGGAGCAUCUUGGAUCAGAGUUUCCUGGCGUGAGCUAUGGUGCUGAGAUCGACUGUUGGGCUUAUGGCUGCAUGGUCUUCGAAAUGGCGACUGGACGACCUCCAAACUCUAAUGUGCCACCGCACAAACUUGGAAUUACACUGAAUAUACGAGCCCCUAGAUUAGAUCCAACGAAAUAUCCGGAAGCGUUAUGUGACUUUACCGCGUUUUGUCUUGAGCAGAAACCGGAGCAAAGGCCGAAUGCAUCUCAAAUCAUGACUCACCCUUAUAUUUUUAACACUGAGGAACAAUAUCCAACUAGUAGUAUCACCAAACUAAUUGAGAAUUUUGCGAUAUGGGAACAGGAAGGCGGUCAGCGUAGCUCAUUAUUUGAUCCAAACUUGGGAGCUCAAGGUCCAGAACAGCUAGACUCGUAUGCUACAGAAGAGGAGUGGAACUUCAGUACAACGGCAGACUUUGACCGCAGAAUAUCUAUGCAAUUUGAUGAGAACUUCGAUAUCAACAACGCAGGUAGCGGCGGAGGUGCAGGCCGAGCUUUCAACUUUCUAGAAGAGCAGAGAAGCAAAAGAGGCGAAGCUGCACUAAAUCGACUUUUUGAUCAAAAUUCCACUCCCUACGCGUAUGGCGAGCGACGAGGAUCAGAUCUGCCUCUUCGUGAUUAUCAAGACAUGUCAACUGGAAAUCGAGAGACGAUGAUCAACCUAGAUGACAUUGGCAUGCCGGACUUCAACCUUCCGAACUUAUCUUUGCUGGAUCCUCCCACUUUGCGACCGAAUAGAAAGCGUAUUGACAGCGAUACCAGCAGUGAGGGAGCGCCAUUCCAGACGGCACGUCGAACGACGCAGGAUUGGACAUCUGGAUUUGCGAGUCAACCACCAAAUGAUGACAAGAAGCCGAGACCGCCAACUAUGGCUUGGAGCUUUGCGGCUGCGCAACAAGAAGCGAACGGAGACAUACCAGAUACAUCGGAUGUGAUCACGCCCCCAGCAGUCAUCCAUGAGACGGCACGCAAAUCUAGCCUAAAGCCAACCGAUCAUGCUGCAAAGCGGGGCACGAUGGCCUGGAGCUUCGCAGAAGCACAGUCUGAGGCAAACAAAAUGACAUCGAAGCACCAUAUGUCGCUCACGGCUCAUGAUGCAAUCCUUGAGCCUUUGCGACCAGCUCUCAGACAUGCUGCAACAAUGCCAGUUGCCAGCGAAUUCCCUAAAUCAGAUCGAUCUUCGUCGCCAGAGCGUGCCUCCAUGAUCAACCUUGAUGAUGCACUUGAAAUCAAUCUCCCUGAUCUAAGUCGUCGGCCGUCGUUUGCACAUUCUGCUACCGACUCUGCUGUCACAGACAUGACACAGGGUGACCCAUUUGAUUUAGAAGAGCAGCUCGAGUUGUCACGAGAGGCGAGCCGAACUUCGCUGCACUUGAAAUCACAGUCGGAGCCCACGGUAAAUUUCUUAGAAGGCAAGCCUGGCAGGGAUGAUUCGACUAGCAUGUACAACUCAGAUAUCGACACGUCGACUCACAAUCGCAGCUCGAGCCUGAAUCAAUCCGACCGCUCUGAUAGGGAUAGGAGCACAUCCAGACCACCUGGUGGAGCUUCAACACGCGUACGAGCACGCAAGCCAACAGCAUUGCAAAGACAUCUUGCCGAUCGCGCCAGAAUGCCUAAUAGCGGUGACAGCACAGUAGCUUCGUCACGGGGUGGAAGCAUGGAUUCAACAGGCAGCAUUAUACCGAUAGGAGGCCAUGCACAUAAUCUUAGCUUUGGCGCUUCAGACGAAGAGCUUCGCAAAGAAGAGACGGCAUUAUGGAGUCAAGUUCGCUCACGACAUCACCGCCAAAAAACGUCGGACGGAGCAUCGACGAUUGCAUCGAACGCAAGCCGAAGUGAUAGCGAUGGGAUCACGAUGCGUCCAUCCUCGCGACCGUCACGGAUAAUGGGUAAUUGGAAACCUUCAAAAGGCUCUGACGGUUACAUCCUACCAUACGAACCGGACAAGCGACUACUGCUGCCCGAUCCCCCGGAAGACCUGGCGAUACGUGAAUUUAGCAGGCUGUGGUUCAAUUUACAAGCUAUGAGCAGUCAGAAUGCAGACCUGCUAGAAAAGGAGUAUGGCGGUACAAUUGACGACGCCGAGCUGGAAGCUGAGUUCGGACCCAGGGCGUUGUGGGCUGCAGUGGGCGCUGGGAAGUUGCCCAUUGUUGCCGGAAGCGACAGUAGUAGUGAGAAUCUGAGAUAUAGCGAGGCGAGCACGUUAAGGGGAGAUUUAUAAUGUACUGUAUCAUCUGUUAAUGUUAGCAAGCCGAGGAGACAAGAAUAACAGGAACUCUGGGGUCUGGCUGUGCGUCGCAUGAGCUACACUUUCAAAGUCUGCCGCUUCCUUCUUGUACAAGUCACGUCCUGCAUUACUAGCCAUUGAGCAGCGGAAAUACGCUCACUGAGAUAUGCAGUGCAUCAAAGGGAUACUUUGGAUACAUACGGUAACACGCUACGAAGAAGAUUAUGAGC
Molecule: messenger RNA, 3244 nt
Organism: Verruconis gallopava
Lineage: Eukaryota; Fungi; Ascomycota; Dothideomycetes; Venturiales; Sympoventuriaceae
Exons: 2
Coding region: 75-3008 (977 amino acids)
Biological process (GO): protein phosphorylation
Molecular function (GO): protein kinase activity; ATP binding
Source: RefSeq, a predicted model, not a curated record